Messenger RNA from Osmia bicornis bicornis, 5214 nucleotides. It is a transcript of the gene MnM, whose product is annotated as titin. The coding region runs from base 548 to 4855 and encodes 1435 amino acids. The transcript is spliced from 9 exons. The record is from RefSeq and is a predicted model, not a curated record. Lineage: Eukaryota; Metazoa; Arthropoda; Insecta; Hymenoptera; Megachilidae. Gene Ontology annotation, molecular function: protein binding.
CGUUCUCUGAUCGAUCAUCACCCGGCCGCUGAAGUCACCAGGUGUCAGCAAAGUCCAAUAUCUACUCUCGGCCAUUGAUUACAUAACGAAAGAAAAUGAUCAAACGAAGAUUCAGUCACUUCCAACAACGAUCAACAACGACAGACGAGACGGAUGCUCGAGAAUCGCGGAUGAUUUCCGAAUACUGAGGGAAAGAAAGAAAAAGCAUAGGGCGGGACGAAGAUAGCCCGAAGAGGAAGCCCGAAGAGGCCUGGCGUCGCCACGGUCGUCGGCCACCAAGAGAUCUCCGCCAGUGCAGCACCGACGAGCCUCGUGCUAUAUCCAGACGAAUUCUCUUUCUCUCUUCAUCGUCCUAUUCCCUUUCGCUCUUCAUCGCGCGAGACAGUACGAGGCGUAGCUUCUUCGUCGUCGAUCGGAUCCUCUUCAUCGUCGCGAUCGAUGGCGUUCCUUUUCGUGUUCGUGGUUAAAAAACGAACGAAAAACUGGCCAGGAACGAAGUGAUCGUCGAGCCAGGCUCGACGUGGAAGAGGAAGAGGAGGGAACGAUCAUGGGCAACGCGACCGCGAAGAGUCGCUACUCGAAGAGCAGCCUACAAGUCGGCGGUACCAACAGGAGACCGCGUUGGGAGGGAUCAGGACUUCCAGCUCCACCAGGGAAGCCGAUCUUAAUACCAGGGGCGGACGAAUCUCAACCGGAUGUGGUCGCGAUUCGUUGGGAAAGGUCACCGAGUAACGGUGGCUCGGCCAUUCUCGGCUACCUGGUUGAACAUCGAAGGCUCGGUUCGCAGCAUUGGGUGCGAAGUACACCGACACUUUGCACCUUCCCGGAACUGACCUUGAGCGGCCUCGAACCAGGAUGGCGCUACCAGUUCAGGGUCAGAGCUCAGAACGCGGUGGGUCUGUCGCGACCCAGCGAGAUCUCCGACGCUCUAACGGUGACCUUGCAAAGGUCCGCCUCUUCGGCGCCGUAUUUCGAGCAAGAACUGAAGGAUACGGUCGUUUUGGAAAAUGAACAGGCUGAGUUUGCGGUACGAUUCACUGGUUCACCUCUGCCGAAGAUUUCCUGGUUCAAAGAUGGCUUCGAGAUCUUCAGCAGCAGGAGGACAAGAAUCAUCACCGACAGUGGUAGAAGCGUUCUCUUGAUUCAUCAAACUGCCCUUAACGACGAGGGUGAAAUAAAAUGUACUGCUACCAACAGGGCUGGACACACUAGUACCAAAGCGAGAUUGGUUUUAGAAGCUCCUCCGAAGAUACGACUUCCACGCCAGUACGAAGAUGGUCUCCUUUUCGAGCAAGACGAAACGAUCAGAUUGAAAGUGUCGUUAGCUGGAAGACCAUCGCCUUCUGUAAUUUGGUACCAUGAUGGAGAAAUCAUUGCCCACGACCAGAGGCAUAUUUUCGAAACGAUGGACGGUGAAUCAGUCUUGAAGAUCCCUGAUGCGAAACGCGUAGACAGAGGAGAAUACACUGUCAAAGCUGUGAAUAAACUUGGGGAAGACACAUCGUCGUUUUUGGUCACUGUUACAGAUCGACCAGCUGCACCAGGAAAAGCAAUGGUCACAAUGACCUUAGGUAGAACAGUGUCUUUAUCAUGGAAAGAGCCUGAAGACGAUGGUGGUUGCAAGAUAGGCACAUACAUCGUCGAGUAUUACAGGAUUGGCUGGGAUGUAUGGUUGAAGGCAACCACCAGUAGACAGACCAAAGCGACGUUAUCGGAAUUGAUCGAAGGGUCGGAGUAUAAAUUUCGGGUAAAAGCUGAAAAUCCGUACGGUGUGAGCGAGCCUAGCGAGGAGAGCGACGUAAUCUUCAUUCCAGACUUAAAAAGAGGGAUAAUGACGCCCUCGUUGAGCGGAAAAUCACAGAGUCACAGAGAAAUCAGAUCGCGAGAGAAACGGGAGGUGAGUUUCGCCGUGCCUGCUCAAAGAACCAGAAGUUUGACAAGGGAGGAGUCUCGAAACCGAGACGAAGACGAUGACCUACGUUUUGGUCCGGGUAAUCGGUCGUCGUCCGCUCAGAGGUUGACAGGGAGACCAUCCAGAGCGGACAGCAGGGUCACUUUCGCGCUGGACACUUUAGACAAUUCGGAGGCGCCCAUUCCUCCGGCCAGAUCGAGGGAUCAUUCCACUUUGAAACACGAGAAUCGUGUCGAGAAUCACUCGGAUCGUCCUAGUGUUCCUGUAGCAGCGCCGGUUAAUCAGAGCAAGGAGAGUCCAGCAUUGCCGAAACCUACGAGGGUAACAAUCUCGCCACCCCCCGCGAUGGACGAAUCCAGCCGACGUGCGAUAUUCAGAGAAUCGCGGUCGAGAUCCGUUUCCGUACCCAGGGAACGUAGCAUGUCUCCGUUAUCGAUGCCGAAAAUCCAAGAGCAACGAGAGGAAGAAGGUUCCUUAACUACGUCGCGUCUUCGACCGUCUUUAAACUUGAUCCUGAAGAAACAACAGGCCACCGUUGAUGAACCAGAACCACCGCUCGUCAAGAGUAAUUCACUAGACGUGGAUAAACCAGGAUCACCUACCACUCCCAGAGAGGACGACGAGAGUGUUCUCCAUGGAAGUUCGGAGUUCAUGUUGGUUUUGUAUCCAGAGGACCAAGAUCAGGGCAAGAAGUACAGGGACAUCGAUGGCAGGCGGAAGACUUCAGACACCAAACAGGCGCCGGAGGAAACGGAAGACAUGGAAGACCUGAUACCACCCCCGAUGUCGCUGUCCCUUCCGGAAUUAUUCAGCCUCGAGCACCAGGUGGUAGAAACCCUUCGCGAAGCGGUCAGUUCGACGGAGCUACUUCACGAACGAGCGAUGGAGCGUUUCUACAAAGCGGUAGCAGCUGAAGAGGCUUCCGAAGUGACUAAAAGGAAGAUUCAGCUCGAAAGAAAGACAGGAGAACUGGCAUCCACCGUCGAAACAAAAGCAGAAGACAUCGAAGAUACCCAAGAUCGAUUAUUAUCCCUUCGACGACGGAUGUCCAACCCUGCGGUAGUUCCUCCGAAUCUGAUCACCUGGCAGCCGAAGAAGAAUCGCAGGAGGUCCAGCGAAGCGGACACCACGAAGACAUCCACCAAACUUGUAACCACCUCUUUGUUAGCCGAUAUCGAAGCAAGAUCCGAUCCAAAUCUGUCCAAUGAGACAGAGACACCGGAGGCUCAUCCUUGGGCGCUGGACAAGGAAGAGGACUCAGCGACCCAACUGCGCAGGUGGCACGACGCCAACGUGCCAUUGGUCGAGAGAAUAAACGAAGACAAAUCGAUACCCUGGCAGAGUAGCACCAAUCAAGAGAGUGUAUCAAACAGAGGGGUGGUUCCAGAGUUUCCACCAAUCUUACAACAGGACACGAAACAAGAAGAGAUGGAAGAAGAAGAGGAAGAGGAAAGCAUCGAGACCUCUGAAGAAUCAUCCGAAGAGAUGAGCAGUGCUGAUAGCGAAGAUUUGAAGCUUCUGAAGGCAAGGAUCCUCGCCAGACAGGUGCUGGAGGAAGAAGACACUUAUCAUCCUUCGGGAAGACCAAUUUUACACAUCGAACCUGAACCACCACCUAUCCCACCCCAUAGAGUACCCAUUUUGGAAGUUUCUCCGCCUACUCCUACCAGAACCGUCGCGCCACCAUUGUCCCCUACUAACCUGGUUCCUAAGUCCAUUCUGAAGAAACCUAAAGAAGAACCCGCUCCUCUGAACAGCUUCGGAAGACCGGUUCCUCCUGAGAAACCCAUCAGGAAGAUCCCACCUCAAUCUGCACAGCAAGUACCCAAAGAUGAAGAGAUUCAGUCGCAACCUGCGCAGGUUGAGGCUGAAAUGAUCAGACCGCCAGUGAUGUCGGAGUCUGACACGGAUAGCAUGCUGUCGGCAGGUGAGGCAGCUAAGAAUCGCAGGAUUCAGGCGAAGAUGAGGUCGAACGUCUCCGAAGAAGAGGUCGAUGAAGAGGAUAUCGAGGCACGAAUGGCGGUGGUUGAUCAUUACACGGAGAUUGUUAGAGAGCAUUCGAGUAAAUUCAAUUAUCGAAGCUCCGAAGAGAGGAAACUGGGCGACAGUGUGGUUAGCUCUAGAAGAUCCUCCUUCUCGGAGGAUCAGGAGCAAAGUCAUCUGAAAGAUCGUCUAGAAGCUUUCGCGACUAAGAGUAAUAGACAAGAGACCAGAGAAGCUCAACAGGUUCAACUACCGAAGGUGAAGAGCAAGAAGAAUGAACAAGUUGGUCAAACGAAAAGGACUUCGGGUUCUCGGGGGACCACUCCUGCGAGGGAUACCAAGCCAGGAGAGAAGAGAAUCAGUCGACCAUCUUCCAGGAACCAAUCUCCUGCACCAAGGUCUAGAAACGUAUCCGUGGAAAGAGGUGGACCUUCUUCGAGGUCCUCGUCGAAGACCAGAGUUCGAGCUCCUUCGCAAGACAGAAGACCUCCGUCCAGGACUGGUUCGGAGGAUCGACGAUUCGUCAGAGAGCAGUCCGUCGACGAAGGCACCAGAAGGACGAAGAGAGCCUCUUCGAGAACGCGUUCCAGGUCCAGUUCCAAGGACAGAAACCGACCGGAGACUCCGAUCGAGUUGAAGAAGGAACGAUUGCAGAGAAGUUUGGACAGCAAGAAGUAUCGUUCCUCCAGGCGCGGUUUCCCCGCGGGCUACCCUGAAGUAGCAUGGAGGGAAAGUAGAUUGAACGAAGAGCGACUGGCGAACGAGGCGAAAUACAACGUCAGAAACACUGUCGGAUACGUAACUGACCUUACGCUACUGUUGGCAGCUGUCUACGUUUAUCUCUUCAAGAAAGAGACUUUGGCGAUCCCUUUCAUCGCUCUUCUUCUUUACAGAAGAGUACAACACGAGAUUCGUAGAAAGAUUUCUGGAGGCUGGUGGUGGUCCAAAAGAAAGCAGUGACGUUUUUCAAGGUUUUUAAAACAGUGCAGAGGAGAUUAUUGAAAAUUCUGGAUAUUUCAACAAAAUGAGUUCAUAGUCCUCGAAGAGAUUCUCGAUGUUCGAUGCUUCAAUGACGAAAGGAUUCUUGACCUUUCACCUCGAGUCUAGCAUGGCAAUUUGUCAAGCGAACGUUGAAGAAGCCAAUUGUGUUUCAUUCAGCAACUACAACAAACGAGUACCAAAGAUAGUAUAACGUGUAUUAAGAGAGUAUAUUUAACGACAACGGUGUAUUAUUAUAAAUUAUUGUUAUUCUUAUUAUUUAUUCUUAUUUAUUAUUAUGGAUGUUCUUACUUGCAAUAAAUGUGUACAUAACUGUUGAA